GGAUCUUUCUUCCACCUUGCCGCCAUCAAUUCUAUCAAAAGCUAUACAUUGCAAAGUUGCAUCCAUCUGUAUGUGUUUGAUCUUCACAAGGCUUCAGAUGCAGGAGAAUUCAGUUAUUUCAAGAUGAUGCUAAGAUAUACCCUUAAGAAUGCUAAGCAACAGUGGAGUCUGGGUAUCAACAAAUCUCAUCACAUUUACAUUCCACGGUAAUUCUGGCUUGUAGUAACGCCAACAUUCAAAUACUCCUCGUUUUCGCGUUUUGCGCGUUGUCGUGCAUCUUAGUGUUCUUGCUAAAUAUAAAUCGUUGACGAUUUUACUCUUCCUCGCUUUUUCAUUCUUACUUUUCCCUCUUCACAAACCUGGACAGUCUUUUUUCUCUUCUUGAUUUGGAGUUCUUCAACUGUCAUGCUGACGCUAUUGGUACUUGCUUCGAUGCUGUGCAUUUCACCGACUGGGGUUUUAGGACGUCAUGAGAAGUCGGCUCUUACUCGUCUCACCUCUAGUAGGUCAACAGACGAUGAUGGUCAAGAAAACUACAAACAUGUUAGUGUCGCACAAACUUACCAAGAAGGGUCCACUGGUCGGACAACCUCGAUCAACUAUACGUUGCCUUGGCCUGCUACUAAGUCUAUUCAACCCAAUCCUACUUUCCAAGGGAUGAAUGUCACUUCAGUAAUUCCCGUUUUCGAGACGUGCAACUUGCCAGGUGCAAGGACUACAUUGUGUUCGCCUUCUUUUCGGACUAUCGUCACCACUAAAUGUUCAACUGUCUUAACAGGAUAUUUUACUAAGCAUACUGUCUCUGAGUGCGAUGAGAUUGUCACCUUUUCUACACAGUAUGCCUAUUCGUUAGCUACCACAAUGCCUCCUGCGAGUGACGUCCCAGCUCUUCACAAGCGCGAGAAAAUUACAUCGCUGCCAAAUAACUAUGUUUAUAAUGUUACAACAUAUUAUGCCGCUCCUUGGCAGUCAAUUGCAGCAGAUGAUCCAUCAGAUAUACACGUCCAAAUAUGCGGACUGUCAUCCAAUGGCGUUCAAAUGUGUACGACUGUCACUGAAGUUUGGGUGAUUCAUACAGAAUAUCUACCGAUUUAUUAUACUGAGGCCAUCUCAGUGUCCACUGUAGUAUAUUCAACCGCCGUAUUGGCAUUUGCACCCGUCACAUAUAUAACCAUCACGCCCGGAACUUUCACACUCUCAACAAAGAUAGUGUCUACGAGUUGGUCGGCGAAGAACGUAACCUCAAUUUCUGGAAUUGAAAACUCGAACUUGGAUUCAUCCGGCUCUGCAUCUAGUACUCAGGAUCCAACAACAACAAUUUACGUCACGGGCCAGGGUAGCAUAACGACCAUAAAUCUGGCGUUAGCCAUGUCUCCCGCAUUAAUUCAAGAGCCGGGAACUAGCACAACUACAAUCACGAGUACGACAAGGAUAACGAGGACCACCACUUUUACUCCUCGUCGCACCGUCUUCCGAACCAUUUGACUGCUCAGCGAGCUUUAAACUUCAGUCUACUCUGAGAUUCUAAGGUUUGAACACACAUGGGGUUUAUUCUUGUGCACAGAAUAUCAUGCUAGAAAAUGUCCAGACGAAAGACAUGUUGGCACUUACUGUUAUGCAGGAAUAGACAGAUUCUCACUACAAAUACAUGGCUCUGCAGUCAAGUGAUGCUCAUAUAUGCUCCUCUUGCUAUGAUCGUUUUUGUGUCUCUCAAUUUACUUCAGAUUAUCCAUCCCCCUCAUCUCGUAAUCUUCGUCUUUCCGUAUGUAUUUACAUUUCAAACCCAUUGGUUUUAGUUUCGGUUUUGAUGGCUUGUAGUGUACCUCAAUAGAUGAUAAUGGUGAUUGAACCCCCACUUUUCGUUCUAUGCAAAUCUUCAAAUUGACACAAGAGUAACAAGAAUUGUGUUAAUGAAUUUUUGAAAAGGGGGUUCAACUAAAACCUCUUCCGGUCAAUCUAAAUCUAUUAACCAAUCGCGCAUCUCAAGUAUAUAGAUCUCGAGCUCGAGCACUAAGAAACUCCCAAGACUCCCCGACUCAUAUACCACUAACGUGUGGUAGUGAAGUCAAUUGACUUGGGA
Molecule: messenger RNA, 2080 nt
Organism: Botrytis cinerea B05.10
Lineage: Eukaryota; Fungi; Ascomycota; Leotiomycetes; Helotiales; Sclerotiniaceae
Exons: 4
Coding region: 406-1485 (359 amino acids)
Source: RefSeq, a predicted model, not a curated record